Messenger RNA from Oryza brachyantha (malo sina), 1120 nucleotides. Its product is annotated as elongation factor P-like. The transcript has 7 exons. Bases 5 to 775 code for a protein of 256 amino acids. The record is from RefSeq and is a predicted model, not a curated record. Gene Ontology annotation, molecular function: translation elongation factor activity. NCBI's taxonomy places the organism in Eukaryota, Viridiplantae, Streptophyta, Magnoliopsida, Poales, Poaceae. Gene Ontology annotation, cellular component: cytoplasm. Gene Ontology annotation, biological process: peptide biosynthetic process; translational elongation.
ACUGAUGCUGGGACGAUGGGCUCCAACCUCAGUCGCCUUGCCUUAUCAUCGUCUACAUCACAGAGCCACUGACGCAGCAUCACAGGCAGCUACCAUGGCUGCUUCUCUCCGCCACCUCUCCACCUCCGCCGCAGCACCCCACCACCGCCGCCCUAACUCCUUCCACCGCCUCGCCCUCGCCGCUCCACCGCCUCUCCGUUCCCGUCUCACCCGGGUGUAUGCGCUAUCCAGCAACGAUAUCAGGGCGGGCUCCAACGUCGAGGUGGACGGCGCUCCCUGGAAGGUUCUUGAAUUCCUCCACGUCAAGCCUGGAAAAGGUGCUGCUUUUGUAAGAACAAAAAUGCGCAAUUAUAUCACCGGCAACACAGUUGACAAAACAUUUCGAGCUGGAAGUACGAUCCCAGAAGCAUCCAUUUCAAAGGAAACUAAGCAAUUUACCUACAAGGAUGGAUCGCAGUUUGUGUUCAUGGAUCUGACUAGCUUUGAAGAAACUCGGUUAAAUGAGUCAGAUGUUGGUGACAGGCAGAAAUGGUUGAAAGAGGGGAUGGACUGCAAUUUGCUAUACUGGAAUGGACGGAUCAUCGACUUUGAUCUCCCCAUCACAGUUAGGCUGACUGUAACUGAUACUGACCCAGGGCAAGGUGACAGUGCACAAGGAGGAACAAAGCCUGCAACCGUGGAAACAGGAGCUGUUGUCACGGUGCCCUCGUUUGUGAACGUAGGCGAUGAUAUCCUGAUUGAUUCAAGAACAGGGCAAUACAUGAACAGAGCAUAGAGGAGAUGAGCGACUACCUCAACAGAGCAGUAGUUUUUGUUCACUCAUUUUUUGGCCAAUUCAUUCACCCCUUGAGAUUUACAGGCUUCACCGUAUGCAACAUUGUUCACAGGCAUGUGAACCUUUGACUCUGACACCAAGAAGAAAAUUGUGUCAAAAUUCUUGUGCACGCGUCUAAAAUUUCUGUACUACAUAUAUGUACAUCCUUUUAUGAGAGCAGAUGACUAAUGAGCCAAAUACAUUCUAAGAUUCAUAUCAUGGCGUAAACAUCGGAAGAACCACACUCAAGGCAGAGGGGCUGAAUAACAUCACAAGGAAGUUGGAGUUGAGCUACUAUGUGAUGUG